AUGAAGUUCGGGAAGACUCUUCUCAAGAGCCAGAUAACAGAAUGGCAAAGCCAUUAUAUCUCUUAUAAAGCGCUUAAGAAAACAAUCAAGAGCGUGGAAAAAUCAAAGCUGACAACUAGAACAAUAGACGAUGACCCCGUGACAGCCUUUUUAUUCGCUCUGGAUCGCGAACUCGAAAAGGUCGAAUCGUUCUUUGCUCGCAAAUUGAAUGAUCUAAAAAAGCAGCGUGAAAAGUAUCGCUAUGUCCAAUCGCACGAUCACGAUUCGAAUUCCGAAGCCUUGGUAGCUUUAACAGAGACUAUGAACCUGAUCCAUAACCUUUUGAGUUUUGCCGAUACUAAUAAGAAAGGCUUUGCGAAAAUUCUUAAAAAGUUCGACAAGAAAUUCCAUCAGUCAACACAGGACACAUACCUUAGGACCAAAGUCGCUGUUUGCUCCUUUGCGAACGACACCGUUUUGGCAGAAAUACUCGAAUCGAUUGAGAAAUCUCAGGAUCUGCUUCGGCAGGUGGCAGAACAAGAGAAUUCUGAGUAUCCUCCUCGUCAAAAUGUCAAAUUAACAGCAGAGCGGAACAACAUAUUUUUAGAUGUUCUCGAGCAAGACGAUGUCGAUGCUCUAAAGCAGAUAAUAGAAAAUAUGUCUGUUGGCGUGGACGAACAGAAAGCGGCAACGGAUAAGACACUGUUCUCUAUGCUUUCCAAAGCAUGUCAACAGCGUGCGUUGAAAUGUAUAAGACUCUUAAUUGAAUCCGGGGUAAAUCUCACGGACGACAAUGACAUCAACGAACGAUCAAUUCUCCAUAAACUUGUAAUACAUGGUGGAAUUCUCAAUACUGGCCGCGUAUCGCCCACGAUGAAGAACACGAUUACAUCGGACCAGUUAUUAUCUCUAUCUCGCUCACCAACGGACAAUAACAUCAAAAAUAUGGCAAAUGGUGAUAGCGGGUCCUUUGCAUCGGAUGCUGUUCAGGGUAAUCCCGAGAUAAUCUCGGUUAUUCUUGAGCAUCUGAAAGGCGAUCUGGCAUUACAAUCCAAUACAAAAGACACUUCUGGGAGACGCCCAUUGCAUUAUGCAAUGGCUAACGGAUACGUAAAGAUAGUGCGAGUAUUAUUAGAACAUUUGAUAAACACUGAACAAUUUUCAUUCCAUCAGGAUGAUGCUUGGUUUGAUAAUGAUGGUUAUACACCCUUGUUCUACGGCAUACUCCAUGGGAGAACACAAGCUGUAAAAUGUAUGAUCGAUAUGGGAGGGAUUACGGACAUUAGCACCAUCACAACUCGCUCGCCCAACCAUGCAGUCUACACGCCUCUUAAUCCUUUUGCUAGAAAUGAAGCCCACACUCCACUGGCCAUGUCUUGUAAACUGGGAUAUACUGCGAUGACUGAACUGCUGCUUGACUAUGGUGCUGAUCCCGAUUCUGAAGACAAAUAUGGAGAAACACCAUUACAUUUUGCAGUAAGAAAUGGAUAUACUGAAUGUGUCACGCUGCUCGUCGGAUUCGAAAACGAGAAGGGAGUUAACGAAAUUGUAAGAAAGAAGGCUAAUAUGGAGAUCAAAGAAAAGUUGUGUGGACGGACAGCUCUGCUCUUAGCCGCAAUCGAAGGACAUCUCGAAAUAGUCGAUAUUCUAAUAAAGGCAGGCGCCAAUAAAGACGCUACGGACUUUUCCGAAUGGACUGCACAUGUGCACGCCACUUUCCGCGGUCACGUAAAAGUUCAGGAACUUCUUCGGCCUUCUAAGCCUUACGCUGUAAAAGCGCCUGAGGGUAUGGAGACAAAUAAAGAAAGCGUAGCUGCUGAACGUAUCUACGGUCAUAAAUUUUUGCAAGGCCAAUCAAUGAUAUCUGUCACCAUUGGAACAUUUGAUACAAGAAAGCACAUCAAGCCAGUACAGAUCAAUAAUAUGGCCGUCCCCCCAAACUCGAUAAUACCGUCUAUGUCCACGUCUCUCAUAGUCUCUGCAAAAAAUGCUGUCGGGGAGCCGACAGUCAUAGAUCUUCCAGUUAAGGACCAUUCGGAGCCGGUUAUAUUUUACUCGGAUAAUAUCGACGAUGUAACGUUAAAUUUUGAUUUGGUACCUACAUACGGCACUAAGAAGCAGUUGAUUGGGCGUGCGACUGCUCUGCUGUCUUCAAUAAAGACAUUCGACAUUGACAAGACAUCUUUUAUGGGAUCAGUAACUGUCCCUAUACUCGGAGCCGGAUCCUUGGAAGUGAUUGGGAAAAUCAUAUUCGAGUUUUUGGUAGUGAAUCCCUACACUCACCCUAAUUUAAGCGUCGACAGUAAACAUACGUAUUGGAAAUCAUUAACGACCAAGCUCAUUGGUCACCGUGGAAUGGGCAUGAACCGACCAUCACACAACCUUCAGUUGGGGGAAAACACUGUAAUGAGCUUCGUCACUGCGGCGUCCUUGGGAGCAGAGUACGUCGAAUUCGACGUACAACUUACAAAGGACCGCGUUCCGGUUAUUUACCAUGAUUGGACGAUAACCGAGACAGGUUAUGAUAUACCCAUUCAUGCAAUUACGCUCGGGCAAUUUUUAAGUCUUAAAAAUGAUAGUGUUUCCCAAACUGCUAAUGGUAAUGGAACUGAUGACGAUGCAAUUACAAUCACUCCUUCUGAGGACAAAGCCACAAAUGAGAAAACCGGUACCAACAAUAAUAAAGAUACCACUCAUAUAACCAAGAAACUUCGACGCUCUAAUAGUCUCGGAGUGAUGACAGUCAAAAACGGUCUGAAAUCAGCGCAUAACAUGGAAAUAAAAGGCAACGGGGCCAACACUAUUCAAGCACCAUUCACAACUUUAGACGAAACGUUCAAGAAAGUGCCACUCCACAUUGGUUUCAAUAUAGAAGUAAAAUAUCCAAUGAUUGAUGAAGCCGAGUCUUCGGGUCUCCCAAUAUACAAUACAGAACUCAACGUUUUCGUUGAUGCCAUUCUCAAUGUAGUCUACGAUCAUACUGCCCAAAAUCGGAAUAUCCUCUUCUCCUCCUUUCACCCCGAAAUAUGUCAAAUCCUGGCAGUCAAACAACCCAACUAUCCCGUAUUCUUUCUAUCUAACAUCGGAACAGUGAAUAUGGCAGAUGCACGUUGCCAAUCCAUUCAACGUGCUAUUAGAUUCGCAAAAUCGGCAGAUUUGUUGGGUAUUGUGGUACGCUCCGACCCUGUUUUGGAAGCUCCUCAAUUAAUAAAAACUACUAAAGAGACGGGACUUUUAGUAUUUACUUAUGGAGCUAGGAACAAUGACGUUGAAUGUGCUAAAUUUCAGAAGAAACUUGGAGUUGAUGCAGUAAUUGUGGAUUCUGUCCUAGCUAUCAGAAAUGGCUUACAACAACAUAAUGAUUGA
This is a messenger RNA of Paraglomus brasilianum, 3345 nucleotides long. The record is from the annotation of a GenBank genome assembly. NCBI's taxonomy places the organism in Eukaryota, Fungi, Glomeromycota, Glomeromycetes, Paraglomerales, Paraglomeraceae.